UGGGUCUUUCUACAGGAGAAGGGACACACGACCGCGUACAAGUCAUUCGCAGAAAAUGUGUGAUAGGCCGACCACAGAGGGCAUUGACGUGCUCGUCAAAACGAAGACAGGAACGUGUCGCGGGGCUGCAACUAAUUCUAACGUCUUCAUCCGCCUUUAUGACGACAAAGGCCACAAGUCCCGAGCAUGUCAGCUGGACGUGUGGUGGUGGAACGACUUUGAAAGAGGAAGUGAUGGAGAGUACAAGUUGGAUGAUGUGAAAGUGACGUCUCCGAUUCGGCAGCUGGAGCUGUGGCGGGAUGACUCCCACCCUAAUGAUGACUGGUACUGUGACUCCAUCUCUGUCCAACUCCAGCCAGACAACAACGGUCCUACAUACGACUUCCCUGUUCAUCGUUGGAUGAAGCAAAACGAUCACGUGUGGUUGAUACCUGGUGACUGUGAGCUUCCUCAGGACGAUCUGCAUCCCCAGGACCGCGCGGAGGAGAUGACCAUCAUGAGAGAACGUUUUGCGUCAGUAACUCCAGCUCCCGGGCUGCUGCCUUGGGUGAAAACUUUGCCUGCAGAGGAAGAGUUCACAGAACAACGACUGGUAUGUGUAUUUAAACAAUGUGUUUUUCAUAUACUUUUGGAGUUACGGCCGACAUGUUGGAACCACAACUGGAAAGCCCUCACGCUUGAAAAGGCGCUGGAAACAAAGCGUCUGUACAUCGUGGAUCACACGGUCAUGAGUAUUGCUGCGUUCAUGAACCAGGACAGGCCUAUGUGUGCACCAUACGGUCUGUUCUAUGUCAACAACAAGAAAGACCUGGUACCUGUAGCCAUUCAACUGUACCCUAACGAUGAAGAGCAGCACCACCCGGUUUUCCUGCCAAGCGACCCUGCCUACACCUGGCUGUAUGCCAAGAUGUGGUUCAACUGCGCCGAUGGAAACUACCACCAGGCUGUACCUCACCUCGGUUUUACCCACCUCGUGGCGGAGGCUUGCGCUCUAGCAGCAAAGACCACACUUUCCCGAUCGCACCCAGUCCAGCGACUUUUGGAGCCGCACUUUUACAACCUAUUCGCCAUCAACUCACAUGGAAGGGAAAAUCUCAUCAACGAGGGUGGGAUUUUUACCCGAACCACCAUGACCGGCCCGAACGGUACAUUGAAGCUUAUCAAAAACAGGCUACAGACAUGGCGGAUGGACGUGGACGGAACUCUUCCCGAGGACUUAAAGAACCGAGGCGUAGAUGAUGUGGAGGCCCUUCCAAAGUACUACUACAGGGACGACGCGAUGCCAACAUACAACGCCAUUAAAGAAUACGUCACAGGAAUAGUUAAGAUAUUCUAUGGCAACUCUGACGAUGCCACAAAGCUGCACGGGGACUACGAGAUCCAGGAAUUUGCGAAGGCUCUUGUUUCUACCGAGGAUGGGAAAACCGCGAUUAAGGGCAUUCCUGGAAACGGGAAGUUCUCGACCCUUGAUGAGCUGAUCCAGACCCUGACCUGUAUCGUCUUCAUCAGUAGUGUCCAGCACGCAGCUGUCAACUUUGGGAACCUUGACCAGUUCGGCUUCGUACCCAACAUGCCACUCAUGCUGUUCAAGGACCCACCUAAAACUAAGGAUCCAAUGACGGAGCAGGAUGUACUAGAUGCACUUCCGUCCAAGGAACAGGCCGUUGUACUAAACGGUGUCGUGAGUGUCAUGAGCGAACGUGCGACACAGCCUCUGGGAGACUUUGAGGUUGAGUACCUCCGGGGAGAUGAAGUCGACCAAGUCAUCUUAAAGUUUCAACAAGAGCUGGCCUGCAUCUCAAGCAUCAUCAAGUAUAAAAACAGGAAGCACCGUUUCCAGCCGUACGAUUAUCUGGACCCCCAAAACAUCCCCAACGCCAUCAGUAUCUAG
Messenger RNA from Branchiostoma floridae (Florida lancelet), 1891 nucleotides. Its product is annotated as allene oxide synthase-lipoxygenase protein-like. Gene Ontology annotation, biological process: arachidonate metabolic process; hepoxilin biosynthetic process; lipoxygenase pathway. The transcript has 16 exons. Gene Ontology annotation, molecular function: metal ion binding; protein binding; oxidoreductase activity, acting on single donors with incorporation of molecular oxygen, incorporation of two atoms of oxygen. The record is from RefSeq and is a predicted model, not a curated record. Lineage: Eukaryota; Metazoa; Chordata; Leptocardii; Amphioxiformes; Branchiostomatidae. Bases 56 to 1891 code for a protein of 611 amino acids.